AAAUGAGGAAAACAGUCCGUUAGAAAACCUGGAUCGACUGUUCCUGAAGUUUGGAGCUUUCCACUAUUUUAUUAUGAUUUAUAGAUCAGCAAAUAGCGACUGCUCCUGGACAAGCUGCACAUUUUGAAGAUCGCCUCCUGACUGGGCCACAUAAACAAAAAUAAAUCACACUAGAUUAUAUGGGAAGACUGCGGAGAUUGAUCUGGGGUCGAGAUGGCCAAAGCAGCAGAACAAGCCUACUACCGGUUCGUGGUCCUGUUUUUUAACUGUAUGCUGACUUUCGGCUCUUAUUUCUGCUUUGACAUUCCCAGUGUCCUGCAGGAGCAGUUUCAGGGGAAUUUGACAUGUUCGAACGGGACGGUGAGUAACAGCACUGGUAAUGGCACAGGAACGUGUGUGGAAGGUUUGGGAAUGACACCACAGGAGUAUAACCUGCUCUACGCCGUCUACGCCUGGACGAAUGCUGUGGUGGUCAUCAUGGCGGGAUUCCUCAUUGAUAAGUUGGGAAACCGCUUUGGCGUUUUUCUCUUCUCCUUCCUGACUGUGUUGGGCUCAGCGAUCUUUGCAUUGGGGUCUCAUUUUAAGGGCACGACGUACCUGUUGCCCCUCAUGUUGACUGGACGACUUCUGUUUGGAUCUGGAAACGGAUCCCUGACCAUUGUCCAGAACCGUAUCACGGCGUUCUGGUUCCGGGGGAAGGAGCUGGCUCUGGCGUUCGGACUGACCCUGGCCUUCUCUCGGUUGGGCUCGGUUCUGAACUUCUUCCUCACGCAGAGGUUUGAGUCUCAGUACGGGAUGCAGUGGACGCUGUGGGGAGGCACGUUCCUGUGUGUUCUUGGGUUCCUGUCGGCUGUAACGGUCAGUGUUCUGGAUAGGGUGGGCAUGAAGCAGCUUGGGUUGGAUGGAGUGAUUCAGGAGGAGUCACGCAAAGUGAGAGUUCAGGAUGUGAAGAGUCUGUCUCUCAGAUACUGGCUGCUGGUUCUUACCAUCAUGUUCUUUUAUAAUGGCAUCUUCCCCUUCAUCGCUGAUGCCAGUAAGUUUAUCCAGGAUAAAUACAGCGGGUACAGUCAGAAGGAGGCGGCGUACAUCGCGGGCGCUGUGUAUGACAGUUCACUGGUGCUGUCUGCCGCUGUCGGCAUCCUCAUCGACUAUGUGGGUCUGCGCGGUGUGUUUGCAGGGCUCUGUGCCGUGUUGACACUGCCUGUGUUUGGUCUGCUGGCCUUCACGUUCGUCCCUCCUCUCGUAUCCACCAUCUGGCUCGGCAUCACUUACUCAUUUGCUGCUGCGAGCAUGUGGCCUUCUAUCCCACUGGUGGUGCCUCAAGCCACAUUGGGCACUGCGAUGGGAUUGGCCACAUCCAUACAGAUGAUUGGCAUCGGCAUUUCCAAUCUGGUGGUGGGACAGAUACUGGGCACCAAGUCCAGUGAUGUUAAGAUCCCGCUGUGGAGAUGGCAAUAUAUGAUGAUCUUCAUGUUGGCCAAUACCAUCAGUUGUAUAAUCACCUCUGCAAUACUCAACAUCGUUGACUACAGACAGGGAAGCACUCUCAAUAAGACCACUAAGAGAUCCACGGCUCCGAGUCCCGCUCAGACAGACAGAGAACCGCUGAUGAAUGAAGAGGACAACGAGGAGAUCAGCAACGCUCCCUCCAUCAACAGGACCUAGAAGACCUUCUGACUCUCUUCUCCCUUAUUCUGGGACAUUGGACGUUACUAAAGGGAACACACAUGUGCUCUCCCAAGUGUGUCAUAUAAAGUUCAGUAUUAACUCUAACAUAAGUUUAGGCCAUUCCUAAACUAGUCUUGACUGUCAGAAAUGAGAAAUGAAUCAUCAUUCUUUUUAUUGAGGAAGCUGGUAUGGUAUCUGUUUUAUAAUAUCAAACAAACAAACAUCUGCUUUGUCACGUAUGAACAAUGUUGUUGUCUGACUCAUUUGAGGAAAUCAGAGGUUUCUAUCUGUAAAUUUACUGUUAUGUCAUUUUCAAACCGUGGUGAACUUGAUCAGAUUCAAUUGUUAAUACUGCUUGUGAACUUGUAUUAAUGCCUGAUUACAUACUGGUAAUAAUGUGUCUAUGAUGAAAUAAUAUGCAUUUUGCU
Messenger RNA from Rhinichthys klamathensis goyatoka, 2096 nucleotides. RefSeq names its product major facilitator superfamily domain containing 1-like (gene mfsd1l). The transcript has 13 exons. Gene Ontology annotation, molecular function: transmembrane transporter activity. Bases 214 to 1665 code for a protein of 483 amino acids. The record is from RefSeq and is a predicted model, not a curated record. Gene Ontology annotation, biological process: transmembrane transport. NCBI's taxonomy places the organism in Eukaryota, Metazoa, Chordata, Actinopteri, Cypriniformes, Leuciscidae.